Molecule: messenger RNA, 6418 nt
Organism: Electrophorus electricus (electric eel)
Lineage: Eukaryota; Metazoa; Chordata; Actinopteri; Gymnotiformes; Gymnotidae
Gene: evplb
Product: envoplakin b
Biological process (GO): wound healing; intermediate filament cytoskeleton organization
Cellular component (GO): cytoskeleton; cytoplasm; membrane
Molecular function (GO): cadherin binding; structural molecule activity
Source: RefSeq, a predicted model, not a curated record
GACAGCAGAAGAGAGGAAUCCGAGGAUACGCUUACACCCUGGAUACACACACACACACUCCCAGCAUGUUCAGCAAAAAGAAGGAAAUGAACACAGGGAGAAUCAGCCAGGUGCAGGCUAAUGACCUGGUGGUGCUGAUUGCACGCAUGCAGAGUAGUGCAGACAAGGUGGAGACCAACAUCCUGCGUGUAGAAGAUCUGUUGGCUGAAGACUCAGAGAAUGGGAAGCGUGGAGUGUCUCUGACUCGGCGGAUUGAGGCAGCGGACAACCUGUCCUCGGCAGAGACGCUGCUGAAGGAGCUCUUCCUGGACGUGGACAAAGUCAAGAAACUACAGCACCCACAGGCAGGAGAGAUCGAGCUGGACGUGAGUAACCUUCAUGACCGCUGGUUUCAGUGUUGCAGUACGUAUCGAGACCUGUACAAGCAGAGUCUCGAGGUGGACCUCAAGCCCAAAAUCAACUGGGCCCAGGUGCUCAGCAACAAGCAGAGGCAGAUCCAGGAGGAGGCUUUUGGUCCCACUCUGUCUGAUGUGGAGAAGCAGGUCGCUGCCCACAACAUCGCACAUAAAGAGAUCGAAGCUUACCGCUCUCAGAUAGACUCAUCGGACAUCCCGUCUGUGAAAAGUCAGUACGCAAAAAUUGUGGAGAGUUCGCUGAGUCGUAAGCAGAAUCUGUCCGCCCUGUACGAGUACCUGCAGCGCUGUGACAAAGAGCUCGCCUACCUGAAGGAGCAGGAGGACCAGAUUCGGAAGAGGGACUGGAGCGACCGCAUCGAGGAUGCGCCUGGAGUCCGCAAGGAGUACGAGAGGUUCAAGGACAACAGCCUGCAAGCUCACCAGAGCGAGGUGGCGGAGCUGCAGAAGCAGGCAUACAGGCUGGUGCCGCAGCACCCAGGGUCCUCCACCAUCACCACUCACAAUACUGCAGUGCAGAAGGAAUGGAAACGCUUCGGCAGCCUCUGCCAGUGCCAGGAGACCCACCUGGACAAUUUGAAGAACUACAAAAAGUACCAGCUGGAUGCCGAGACAAUCUCCGAUUCUCUGAAAAGGAUCAAUGGGUCUAUGGAGCCAAACCUCUUGUCCAAGAUGAGCAAUGCCCAGAUCCUGAUGCAGCUAGAGUCAGAAGAGAGGGCAGUUCAGAGAAAUGAUCAGAAGCUGGCGAAGCUGAAGGAAGCUAGCGUUAGCAUUGCCCCUCUGCCCCUGCGGAGAAUCUCCUCCACCAGAUGCCCUGUGCUGGCCAUAUGUGACUGGAGCACUGACAAGGCGUCUGUGCAGAAAGGGGAGAAAUGCACCCUGGUGUCCCGCCCUGUGGAGGAGAACUGGGAGGUGAUGGACAACCUUGGAGAGACCAAAGUUAUCCCGGGAGUCUGCUUCGUCAUCCCCCCUCCUGACCCAGACGCCAUUGACCGAGCAACCAGCCUGGAACAUGAUCUGGCUAGUCUGAAGCGGAGAAGAGCUUCUCUUCAGGCUUCGCUGAGGACCCCCACCGAGGAGGUGGUGCAGAUCACUCGGACCGUAGCCGUGUCCAGUGCUGUGUCCAGUGCUGAUGACCCCAAGGCUUCUGAGCAUGCUAGCCGUCUGGACAAACUGAAUGCUGACCUGCUGAAGCUGGAGAAGGACGUCCUCACCAGAAUAAGAGUCCCCCUGGACCGCCGGAGCCCGAGGGGAGACCUUGCUGCCAGAGUCAAAGAACAAGAGAAGUCCGUCUUGACCCUGAAGAAUCUGGAAACCGAGAAAGCAUCGAUUCAAAGGGCGAUGGAGCCUGUCUUAUCCCAGACAUCCCUGAGGCCAACUGCAUCCUCUCUUACCCAGAAACUGAGCACUGCUAACAACAAGAUUGAGGACAUCACAUCUCUCACAGACCUCUAUGGCAAAAAGGCUGAUGCUGUUAUGAUUUUGGAGAACCAAAUUAAGAAGGUAGACAAGAGUCUGACAGAACUUGAGGAGCAGCUGAGCAUAGACACCGUCAUCCCCAACAACCCUGCAGGGGUCAUGCAGGUCAAGGACAAGCUCCAGAGGCUGAGUAAAGAUUCUGCAGCCAUGAAGGAGGACGUCCAGAAGCUGAACAGGGAUCUGGAGCUGACGGAGCAGCUCUGUGCUCAUCUGCAGAAGAGCUUCCAGGAGUUCUGUCCCGAUAUUCGCCAUCAGGAGGCCGACGUCAGGCGCCUCCGGAACCGCUAUGCUAACAUCAACAAUGAGCUAAAGCAAAGAUUAGGCCUAAUGCAAGAUGCAGCCAAUAAACAGCAGAUUUUCCAAAGUGCUAUCCAGUCUCUCAACAACACACUUAACAAUAUACCCAACAAUAAGCUAGACAUGGGCGACAGCAUGGCUCAGAUCAGCGCAAAGCAGAACUCACAGAAGAGGACAGUUGAGGACCUCAAGAGAAAGUCUGAAGAUGUAGAUAGUGUUGUGGCCCUUUCUCGUGAGCUGCAGAACACCCUCAAGGAAUAUGAAGCUGUCUCUUCUAAGUACCGCAGCAAUUCAGACACUGCAGAGCCUGGUUCAAAAGAGAGUUACCCCCUCACACUGGCUGAUGCUGUAGAUAACAAGGAAAAAGACGCAGUGAAGCGCUACCGUGAAGCACUGGCACAGAAUGUCCAACUUCUUGAACAAAUGGGAUUGGCAAAGGACAUCAUCAAACAGAAUGAAAACAUCGUUAGUCAGGUAGCAGUGCAACAGCAGCAGCUAGUGCAGAAGGGCUUGGUGGAGGUGGACAGCCUGAAGAAGGAACUGUCCGAGGAGACCUCCCGACGUUCCCAAGCUGAGAGUGAGCUGGACGCUUUCAGAAUGAGGAUGGUUUCACUCAAAAGCCGGAGAGGAGUGGAGCGGGUCGAAGAGAAGGAGACUGUGCAUUACUACCGGGAUCCCAAACUAGAGGUUGAACUGGAGAUACUGAAGAAAAAGAUAGAGGAUGAGGCCAGAAAACAUGCUGGGAUUCAGACUGAUAUUGAAAUUAUCAAGCAAAGAAUUGUUACUAUGGAGCGGGAAGUGACCGAGGUUAAGCCGAAGCUGGUGACCAAGGUAUUUACCGAGUAUGAAAAGGAUCCUCAACUGGAAAAGGAAGCAGUUUUGAUCCGGGAGGAGAUGCAGAAAAUAAGAGAAGCGCUCCGGCUGCAGGAUGCUGAAAUGCUUGAGAGGACCACCGAAAUCACAUUCUUGGAGAAAAAGAGACCAACAGUUAAAGAAAGGAUUGUAAAGAAGGAUGUUGUGAAACUGGAAAAGGAUCCUGAAAUGCUCAAAGCUGUUGUUACAUUUAAGAAUGAAAUUUCAGAUGAAGGCAUACGAUGCAAAAAUCUGAACGAUGAAAUAUUUGCGAUACGGAGCCAGAUCAACACACUGGAGAGAAUUAUUCCCACAGUGCAACCUAAGAUUGUCCUGAAGGAGCUAAAGAAGGUCGAACAAGACCCGGAGCUCCUAAAAGAGUCCAAGGUUCUUCAUUCUAGCCUUCAGGAAGUGUUACAGGACAUCACCAUCUUAACUAAAGAGGUUAACAGACUUCAGCUUCAAUACAGUCAAGUUGAGAUGUUGAAGCCCAAGAUUGACGUCAAGGAGAUAAUCAAUGAAAUCUACAGAGUCGACCCUGAAACUGAGAUUGAACUGAGGCGCCUGAGGAAAGAGCUUCAAGAUAUGGGAAGGCAGCGUGUUGAACUGGAGAACAAGAUCAACUUGCUAAUGGUGGACCUUAAAAACCUGCGUUCUCAGAAACCCAAGACUGAGACAAAGGAAACAGUCCUGGAAGUUGUGAAAGAGGAGCGGAGUCCAGAAAUGAGUCGGGAGAUAGAGAGACUGAACGAACAGCUCACGCGUCUUAAGGCCACCUACACCUCAACAUUGGACCAGCUAAACAUUCUGCGCAAAGAGCGAGAUGAGUGGAAGGUUGAGAAGUCCAAGGUACAGACAACAGUUGUCAACAGGGAAGUAGUCAAAUUUGAGGACGAUCCACUCCUGGAAAGGGAAGCUGAGCGACUGAGGAAAGAGGUACGUGUGGAACUUCAGUUCCGACGCACCGUGGAAGAAAGUGUCUUUGACCUUCAGCAGAAGUACAUCAUACUGGAGAGACAGAAACCUGAAGAGAAGAUUGUAUACCAGGAAGUUGUACGCCUCCAGAAGGAUCCAAAGUAUGCUCUUGAGCAUGAGAGGAUAACCAAGAAACUUGACGAUGAAACCAAGGCCCGCUGGGCAGUGGAGACCGAUGUACAGAAGCUGAGAGUCAUUGUUGCUGAGAAGCAAAAGAGUCUUGCUGAGAUGGAUGAUCGACAGAAGAAGAUUCUUGUUGAAAUGGAGCUCAGACAAAUCAAGGCUCGGAUCCUGGAGCUUGAAAAUUCUCCUCCACGUAUCGAAGAGAAGAUAGUAGUUGAAGAGGUCUUAAAAGUAGAACGAGAUCCCAAUAUGGAUAAACUAAUGAGUGGCUUUCGCAAUGAAAUCGACAACGAGAGCACCAAAAUCACUAAUCUGGAAAGGGACAUCCGAAACCUGAAGCUCAGGAUAGAUGUCCUGACCAAGGAGAAAUCUGUGGAGAAAACUGUCUACAAGGAGGUGAUCAGAGUUGAGAAGGACCAAGCUGUGGAGACUGAAAGAAACCGUCUGAGAGGUCAAGUAACAGUAGCAAAGAGUGCCAGGCGAAACCAAGAGGACGAAAUUCAACGACUACAAGUCAGACUGACCCGCAUUCAGACCACAAUGACCACUGCUUCCAAGGAGGAGGCCACCCUCGUACAAAAUAGGAAUGCACUACAGAAAGAGAGGGAUGACCUCCUUAGGGAGUUAAAGAGAAUGGAGAGUGAAAGGCAGGACAUUACCAUAACUUUCCAGCAUGAGACAAAACUACUGAGUGAGAAGACCCAAAUUUACAAACACAAGUCAAGUAAGAUGGAGUAUGACAUACAGGAUUUGGAAAAAGAGAUCCUGCUUGAGAAAGAAAGAAUCCGCAGAAGGGAGCUCACCAUCGUUGAGCUUCAGAACACACUGAAAAGGGAGGAUCAUUCUGAGAAACACACCAGAGAAACCAGUAAAUCCACCAAAAUCACUAUUCUGGAUCCAGAGACUGGGAAAGACAUGGCACCCUAUGAUGCCUAUCUGGAAGGUCUUAUCGACCGCAACCACUAUAUGCAUCUACAGACACUUGAAUGCAGCUGGGAAGAAAUCACGUCUAGUGGACCUGAUGGUGAGACCACUGUUCUACUGGACUGCAAGAGUGGGAAGAGGUAUUCCGUCCAGGAGGCACUGAAGGAAGGAAGGCUCACCCUUUAUGAUGUUCAGCAGUACAGGGAGGGCAAAAUUCCAAUCUCUGAGUUUGCUCUCAUGGUUGCAGGAGUGAAUAAGAUAAAAUCCCACGCAAGUUCGAGCAAGACUUUAUCUUCGCCAGUAAAAACCACUUCAUCUCCUUUGCGCAACAGCUACAACCCCGCACUGCACUCUCACAAGACGUCCGUCUCAAGCAGCAAGCAAGUGAGCACCACCCCGGUGUUCACCAGUGGAGAUGAAACCUUCCCAAUCUGUGGUAUUCUGGACACCACAACAAAAAGUCACAUGUCUGUGCGAAGUGCGAUGACCCGUAAACUGAUCGAUUCUGAGAUGGCGCAGAAGCUUCUGGAAGCUCAAGCAGCUACAGGAGGAAUUGUGGACCUCAACAAAAAGGAACGCUACUCUGUUCACAAAGCGUCAGAACGUGGCUUGAUUGACCAAGCUCAGAUGAAGACGCUCCUCAGGGCUCAGAAGGCUUUCACAGGUGUUGAGGACCCUGUAACCAAAGAGCGUCUGUCAGUGGGGGAGGCGGCUCAAAAAGGCUGGAUCACAAACGACAAUGCUAGGCGGUACAUGGAAGUACAGCUACUCACAGGUGGACUGGUGAGCCCCAAUAAAGCUGGACGAAUGAGCAUUCAGAAGGCCAUUCAGGAGAAGAUAAUCGACCAAUCUACUGCCAGUGUGCUCGAAGAUGAUAAGAACCACUUGAAGUAUCUGGUCGAUCCCAUUACAAAGAAGGAGAUCACAUACAAGGAAGCCAUGGCUUUAUGCAAGAAAGACUAUGCCUCAGGUCUCCUCCUGCUCCCAGUGGCAUCUAUCUAGUAAAUGAGGUAUAUCCCCUCAUAGUCCAGCUACAUCUCUCUCUCAGAAAAAUCAUCAAGGUAAAGCAAGGAUUACCUCCAGAAUAGAAACAAGUUAGAACAAAUUGUAGAUGUUCUGGUAUUGGAAAGAUGUUUGGAAGAUGAAGAAUCUUUGGAUUACUUACUAAAUUCUCAUAUGAUUUUAGUGGUAUUGAGAUGGUGCAUAUUAGAAAUAAGAGAUCAUCCUUUUAUGUUCACCAAAUUAUGGCAUGUUUCUAGAUUUCUCCAUCUGGUGUUGCUGUUAUUGUUGUUCUCUGUUCUUUCACUUGCAGUUAUGGUGUCUUUCAUAUGAUGUCAGAAUGUCACAACUUCCAA